Messenger RNA from Malus domestica (apple), 1592 nucleotides. RefSeq lists its product as uncharacterized. NCBI's taxonomy places the organism in Eukaryota, Viridiplantae, Streptophyta, Magnoliopsida, Rosales, Rosaceae. The record is from RefSeq and is a predicted model, not a curated record.
UUUCUUGCUCGUUGUAUACGUCUCUCUCUCAAUCCACAAAUACACAUUACAUUACCUUUUUGGGUUUUUUUUAGGCUAAUUUUUAAUUUUUCACACAUCGUUUCAUCCCAUUAAAAGCUUAAACGAUGAAAACGGCAUAUUACCAUUCAUCCUUUUCCCCUCCUUAGGAAACACCCAUCAUUGCUCCCAACAAUAACAAUCGUUUUCAACCUUAGAAACCUGAGCUUCUUCUUCUUCUAAGAUUCUCCCUCCUUCCCACAAUCCCAUUUCAUACCUCAACUCCUUCCUCAUCUCAUCGUUUAAAUUCAAAUACCACCCUCUCUUUUUACUCCGCACCAAAAGAAUUGAAGAAAACAAACUAAAAAAUGGAUGAUCCUUCCCCCACCAACUCUGUCAAUGGCUUCUACUCCUUUCUGGCUCGUGGGAUGGACGAUCUCGAAAGGGUCUAUCUUUCGAACAACUUCAUGUCAAUCCAAUUCCUCCAAAGGUCUCUUACCCUUCUUCGAUCUUUCCACUCCCAGCUGACCCUUCUCGUCCAAAAGCUCCAUCUGCCUGUUGGGGACAAGUGGCUUGACGAGUACAUGGACGAAAGCUCCAAGCUUUGGGAAGCCUGCCAUGUCCUCAAGUCCGCCGUCUCCGCCAUGGAGAAUUAUUAUACUUCCGGCCUCACCAUCACCUCCACUCUCCUCGACUCUCACCACCAUCUCAAUCCUCAGCUCUCCCGCCAGGUGGUGCGCACGAUUUCUCGGUGCCGACGGGAGGCGUUUGGAUUGGAGGAAGAGAACAGAGCGCUGAUGGAGACGAGAAUCCAACCACUCUCACUGAAAUUCGACGAAAGGGUCGCCGUCGAAUCGAAGCUUAAUGGGUUCAGCGGAUUCAGGGGAGUCCUGUACGCAAUGAGAAACGUGAGCUCUCUGCUUCUCAUGAUCUUGCUGUACGGACUGGUCUUCUGCUCGCUAGAGGACUCAACCUUUUGCAAGGAAGGAGACUACGACUACGAAGGUUGCUUGAUCUUCGGAUCACCGUUCAUGAUAUCAACGGCCAGACUGCAGCAGCGGGUGGCGGCGGAGAUCGGGCAGAUGAGCGAGAGGCCUGGGAUUCUGAUGUGGGAGUUCAGGCGGUCAAAGGCGGCGAUGGAGGAGCUGAGAGGUAAACUGGAAGAGAGGAGGAGCCCACAGCAGGGAGUGAUGGAUUGGGAGAGUGAGAGUGGGAUUGGAGAGAGAGUGGAGAAUUUGAGAGAGUGUUUUGGGGUGUUGAAUUCUGGUUCUGAGAAUAUUGUGAGCCAACUUGAUGAUUUGUUUGAUGAAAUUGUUGAGGGGAGGAAGAAGCUCUUGGACUUUUGCAGUCAUAGGUAAAAAAAAAAAAAAAAAAAAACCCAAUAGUGUUGAGUUAAAAAAACUUAUUGGAAAAGAAAAUUUUACUUUCGAAGAAAAAUGUCUUUUCUUACUUGUCACUUUCUCUCUCGUGUCUUCUAUUUUGUUCCAGUAGUUACUAGUUGAACACUAGUUACUAGUUCAACUGGGCGUAGAUAAGUUUGUUGUAACAUCGGGUUCUUUUUUUUACGCUCAAAUUUGAAUAUCUUCUUUUUAUAA